Monoraphidium neglectum is the source of this 1443-nucleotide messenger RNA. RefSeq lists its product as hypothetical. Gene Ontology annotation, cellular component: endoplasmic reticulum membrane. The coding region runs from base 1 to 1443 and encodes 480 amino acids. NCBI's taxonomy places the organism in Eukaryota, Viridiplantae, Chlorophyta, Chlorophyceae, Sphaeropleales, Selenastraceae. Gene Ontology annotation, biological process: lipid droplet organization; lipid storage. The record is from RefSeq and is a predicted model, not a curated record. The transcript is spliced from 3 exons.
AUGAGCGCUGCAACGCCAGACCUCACCGUCGACCCCGAAGCGCCUCUCGGCAGCUUCCCAGCCGACACCGGCGCAGCCAAGGCCGCUGGCCCCGACGCUGCCGCCUGGGGCCCGGCGGGCGCAGGCCACCCUCUGGGCGAGGCUGCGGGCGGCGACGCGCCGCCCGCGCUGCUGCUGUCGCCGGGGCGCCGCGCGGCGGUCAGCGUGUUGCUGCGGCUGCCGCCGUACGACCAGGACCUGUUUCAGGUCACGGGGGAGCUGCUGGCAGCCGACGGGAAGCUGCUCGGCAGGUCUGCGCGCACUCACAUGCCGCGGUUGCGUCCCACGCUGCCGCGGAUGCUGCAUUACGUGCUGACUACCCCUUGGGCUGCGCUGGGCCUUUAUGAUGACUCAGAGCAUGUGGAGCUGGUGCUGUUUGACUCCUUCGCCGUCCCCGGCCCCAAGCCGCCGCGCCGUCCUGUCCGGCGGCGCCGCGGGAGCGGCGGCGCCGGCGCCGGCGGGGACGCCGCGGUGGCGCCGCCGCCCGCAUCGGGGCCUGCGCCUGCGCCUGCGCCCUCGGCGCCGGUGCCGGUGUUUUUCAGGGCGCGGCUGAUUGGGCGGUCGCCGGCAAAUGGGCCGCCAAAGGUCUACUCAGCAGACAUGCGGCUGCGGCUCAGGCUCGGAUGGAUCGAGUCAUUCCUGUACCACCUCAGCCCCGGCCCCUUGCUGGCCGUCGUGCUGCUGGCCAGCGGCGUCGCGAUGACCCUGGGCGGCGGCGGCUUUGCCGGGGCGCUGCUCGUCGCAGCCGUCGCAAUCCUUCGCUGGGGCGCCCGCGCCGCAGAGCGCGUCUCGCACGCGCCGCCGGACCGGCGGCACGCCGGCGCGGCGGCCUCGGCGGCGGGCGGCGGCGGCGCGGCGCGCUUUGGGGAUGCGGGAGCGAGCGGUGGGGACGACGCGUCGAGCGGGCAGUGGUCUCCGGUGGGCAAGGGCGGCGCCGCUGCCUCGGGGUCUCGCGGGGCAGUGGGCGGACCGGGCGCGGACGGAGCGGGCCAGGGCACUGGCGGCAUCUCAGAGCCGUCCUCGCCCUAUGAUGGCCCUUCGCCGUUCUUCUUGGGCACGCGGCAGCGGGGCGGCAGGGACGGGAAGGAAGAGGAGGAGGAGGAGAGCGAUGAUGAAGCUGUGUGGGAGGCGCCCGCGCAGAGCGUGAGCGUGAGCGGCCUGGCCGUCGGCGCCAUCCGGGGGAUGGUCGGCGCAGGCGCUCGCGGUGGCGGCGGCGCCGCGCGGGCGCUGGGCGCAGGCGGCGGCGGCGGCGGGGCGGGCGCCGCGGCCAGGGACAGGGGGGAGCGAGAUGCGGCGGGCGAGGGGUGGCAGCAUGUAGUGGCAGGCGGCAGCGACGGCGAGGCGGGCAGCCCGCAGCGUGGUGCAGGGCUGACCCAGCGCCGGGGGUGGCCCUUCUCAUCUUAG